Messenger RNA from Batrachochytrium dendrobatidis JAM81, 2541 nucleotides. RefSeq lists its product as uncharacterized. The transcript is spliced from 8 exons. NCBI's taxonomy places the organism in Eukaryota, Fungi, Chytridiomycota, Chytridiomycetes, Rhizophydiales. The record is from RefSeq and is a predicted model, not a curated record. Bases 1 to 2541 code for a protein of 846 amino acids.
AUGUCUAAAAAUUCUACAGUCGGUUCAGAUGGUUUAGUAUGUACCCACUCUAAUCAAGCCAUAACAGAACCUGACAUUCCUUCAGUGUUCGCGCCUUGGAUACCAAUCACGCCUCGACAGUCACAACUGACUGAUAGAGCUGUAUUAGUCUCGCUAGCACUCAAAGCAAGAAGCUAUGCCAUGGCAUCAUCACUUUCUGCUGGAACUGCUCUAAAAGCAUAUAUUGAUUUGCCACGAGAUGGAUUCGCACUUUUUGCUCACGAGCCUGUAUUUGACGAAAAUACUCUGACGCAUAUCAACCAAUUGGCCGAGUACAAAACACCCAAAACUCAUUAUACUGGAGAUCAUCCAAACAAUGAGCAGGAUGCUACUGAAAUCAAGCCUGUUAUUGAGCUGCCGUCUCAGUCCACCAUCAAACAACAUAAUGGUCAUUUCAACCCUCAGAUCGAUCCACCCAUAAAUAUACUGCAGAAAAAUUUCAAAAAAAGAAUUAAUUUGGUAAAAGCCAAAAUCGAUUCUAAUUUAAAACAUGGAGUUCGAGCUCCUGGAUCGAUGAUCACUCGAGCCAUACAUGAAGAUGCACGAAUGCAACGAGCGGAACAGGUGCUCGAAUUACUGGAAAGAAAAAGAAAAUUGUAUCGUGAACAAAAAUGGAACGAGGUUUCUGCUCAUGCUCUCGAGUCUCGAAAACGACUCGAUUUGCUACAUCAUCGCACCGAUUUAACAGUCAAUGCGCAUACUCCAAUUGCAAAGACUCGUCAGCAUAAUACAUCCAACUCGGUGGGAUACAAUCCAAUACCACAAGAAUGGAAAUUAGCUCGUUGGUAUCAAAAAGUAUCCAAAGAAAAACAUGGUCAAAUCUUUGAUUGUAUAGAUGAAGAUUUUGUGUCUGGUAAAAUGCAUUCUAAAGCAUCUGCAUUUGUCAAAGAUAACAAAUCUGUUUGGAAAGAAAGUCAUACAACAUCACCACUAAAACAGCACUCAUCUAUACAUAAUGAUGAGCCUCAGCCCAUAAAAUCCAAAAAUCAAUUCGCUCGUGGACGGUUGAUGUCCAACUUUAACACAGCAAAAUCGAUCCCUCCACUCAAUGCGCUACGCAUGCAAAUAGCUACAUCUGACGCAGCAAAUAAAUUUUGGAGUGAACGAGUUCAAGACACCCAUAGAGACAAAUCUUCAGCUCAGAAUCGUACCGAUUCUUUACUUCAAAUGGCAAGUCUAGUGGUGCGUUACAAGAAUCAAUCGGCUCGACUUCUUGAUAAAGUGGCUCAAUCGGAAUUGAUGGAGCAAGCCAGUUUUGAUAAACCACAAAAAAAUGAGGAUAUUCCAUUAUCUGCAAAAAACAUUUGUCCACUUGUGGAUGUUGCUGUGCAAAGUCAAGACAGAAUGCCCAGUAUGGCUUUAAACAAUACGACUGAAACUUUAAACAAAGCAAAAUGCGAUCAAAACUUUGAGUCACAUCUCAACUCGUCCAAUUCGGAUACCAGUGAGAUGAAUUCGAGUUUUGCAUCGAGUUUUUCUAGUAUUCAUGGUGCUUCACAAAUACCUGUAGAAAGUAAGAAUGCAUGGAGAUUGAAGCCUGAUACGGAAGAAACACGCGAGCUAGAGCAUAUUAGUCAGUCCAUCAUUCGACAGUCGCGACGCUCGUCCAUCAUUCAAACUCCUGCCAUGAAAGACAAGGUUAUACCUCUCAGCACUUGGAAAACAGACUUUGAAAGCAUUCACGAGUCUGAUUUGGAUGAGCUGGAUACUAAAAGUACAGAAAACGGUACAAGUAACUACAGUGAUGAUGGAUACAUUUCUCCUCACUUCAACGCACCCGUUUUUAAACCUACGGAUUCCACUCUGCAAUCUUUGCAUAAUUCCUGCUCAGCAUCAAAGGAUUUUAAAACUUCAAUUACUAGACAUUUAAUUUCGACACAUGACAUUCAUUCAUCCAUUGAUUUGAUGCAGAGUCAGCGGGCAGAUACGAUAUUGCAAUCCAACCUUGCAUCCCUAGACAAUCUUGAAAGUCAAGCAGAUGGCGCAAAAAAAUUAGAGUUUAAUGAUUUAGCCUGUUCAAACAUAUCAACCGAAUCUAGACAAUCUUUAAAAUCUAGCAUAAAUCUGAAUGAUUUGAAAGGUAUCUCGGACAUGCAUGCUGUGGACCAAGCCAAAAAAAGCAAUGUUUCUGCUUUAUAUUGUAAUGAAAAGCACACUGGUCUUAGUUUAGCCGAGCAGCUUUUUUCUCUAAAUCCUGACAUGUCUGCAUCCAACCCUGAUCCUCUUCAAAAUAAUGCGAGCAGUUCAGUUACACUGCCAAAAGAGCCCAAUAUCAAUCGAGUCAACACAGGUAUAUUGCUUCAUAGACCAGAUUCACGAUUAAGCAGUAGUGAUGUUUUGGAUAUAAAACUACAGUCUCAAAAACCUCCUCGGAGACUAAUACCUCUGCGCAUGUCAGAUUUGACCGAAGUUGAAGAGAUGGCUGCUACACCAGCCAAUCAUACUAGCCCUGCAUUUUGGGAACCAAAGAUAUCAACAUCAGGCAUUUUAUCUGAAAAAUAA